UACCAAAGGAGGACAGUAAGCGGGUGAUGACGUUUGCCAAUGAGGGUGAUUACAUCUCUUUCCGGCAUCACGUGUUUGUGAAAGUUAACAAUAAGGAAGUGCAAUUGGCUGAAGUAGGCCCACGAUUUGAAAUGAGACUCUAUGAGAUCAAAUUGGGAACUGUGGAAUUGAAAGCUGCCGACACUGAGUGGGUCUUGCGACCUUACCAACGAACCGCAAGGAAACGCGAUCGCCUAUAG
Molecule: messenger RNA, 239 nt
Organism: Acaulospora morrowiae
Lineage: Eukaryota; Fungi; Glomeromycota; Glomeromycetes; Diversisporales; Acaulosporaceae
Source: the annotation of a GenBank genome assembly